CAUCGUGGCGGCAAGUCGUGCAGUGAGCCUAGCCGUGCUUUCCGAGCCGCGCGGACCAUGGGAUUACGGGAGUGACUGAGUGCGCGGACGCAGAGUGUGGUGGCAUUGCCCGGAGCUGCCUUGUGUUUGUGUUCUGUGCUCAUCGUCGCCGGACCAUGUGCUGCCGGACUAGGCGGUGACCGCGGCGCUGACGGUCAUGGUGUUGGAGCCCAUGUUCCCCGCUCGGCCCCUGGGCGCCGUGGGCCCCGGCCCCGGGCCCCUGCCCGCCAACAUGGCGGUCAACUUCGCGGGCUCCGACGUCAUGUCGCGGCUGCUGCACGCCUACCGCGGCCUGGCCAUGGCGGGGCCCUACGGCCCCAUGGCGGGCCUGCCGCCGCCCCCGCACCGGCCCGCGCUGCUGCUCAGGGGCAUCCCCCAGCCGCAGCCCCACCCGGGCACCAUCGGCCACCCCGGCGCCCACCCGGGCCACCCGGGCCACCCCGGACACCCGGCGCACCCGCCUCUGUCGCCGUCCGGAACGCGGUCCUUCGAGCGGCCCGACGCCAGGACGUCACCCGGCUCCAUGCCGAUGACCCCCACGUCGGAGGAGGCAGCCUCGCCCGGCGCCCAUGAAGACGAGGACGAGGCGGCCAAGCGGCGGCGCUCGCGGACCAACUUCAACAGCUGGCAGCUGGAGGAGCUGGAGCGGGCCUUCCUGGCCAGCCACUACCCCGACGUGUUCAUGAGGGAGGCGCUGGCGCUGCGGCUCGACCUCAAGGAGUCCAGGGUGGCGGUGUGGUUCCAGAACCGGCGGGCCAAGUGGCGCAAGAAGGAGCACACCAAGAAGGGCCCCGGCCGGCCCGCGCACAACGCGCACCCCCAGACCUGCAGCGGCCAGCCCAUCCCCGAGGAGGAGCUGCGCCGGAAGGAGCAGGACCGCCGCGAGAAGAAGAUCCUCCGCGCCCUGCAGCGCCAGCAGAGGAAGCUGGCGUCCAAGGGCAUCACGGUGGACCUGGAGACGCUGCGCCGCGAGUGGGAGGCGCGGGGGUCCUUCGUGGGCAGCCGCAACGCGGGCCGCUCCAAGAGCAGCGCGUCCAGCACGGCGGCCGGCUCCUCCGUGGACGACGACUGCAGCGACAUCGACGUGGUGGGCGAGGACGACAGCAUGGACUACGAGUCCAGCAGCACGGCGGCGCCGGAGGACGGCGGCCACGAGGACGCCGUCGCCGCCAGCGGCCACCCCGCCGGCCUCGGCCCCAUCAACUACGUCAAGCGCGAGCUGGCGGCCGCCUCGCCGUCCGAGGCCGCGAGCACGCCGUCGUGGGACGAGGCCGCCCUGGCCAGGCCCUUCUCGUCCGUGGCGGCCAAGCCCUCACCCCUGCCACUGCCGAUGCCCCUGCUGCUCAACAACAACAACAACGAGGAGACCAACAACAAGAACAGCCUCCGCAGCAGCCCGGUCAAGCUGAGCUCCUUCAGCAUCGAGUCCCUGCUGUCGCGGGGCCGGCAGCCCGUCGAGGCCGUGGAGUCGUGAGGACGAGAUCUCGGCGGUCGAUUUCCUACCGAUCGUUUCCAUCUGUGAUAAGUGAACUUCGAAACCUGAAGCGUCGCGCCAACCCAAGAAGGUGCUGGGGACAGCAAGGCGGCAAGCUCUUGCGCUCGCCGGCAAAGUGAAUAAUUAACCUAUUUUUGUAAAAACUUGAGUGUUGUCUGAGAAUCUACGGAGGUCUGUCUUGGUGGUGAGGAAGGACCGACAAAAAUCGUGCAAACGUUUUAAAGGUCGCUAAGCAUAUCAGCAAAUCGAGCAUCAAACUGACUGACUCGUUGUCAUAUCAAUUAUCGAUCAAAAAGACGCGCUCGCUCUCCGUAGAACAUAUCAUCAAUGUCGGGAAUGUAUGACACAAACUCAAAUCCUUUUGGAAUGAGAGUGUUUUUUUUUUAUUUGACUAAAAGUACAAACUCAUAAAAACGUUUCGUAGAUCUCUAAUAAAGAAAAAUGUUAUUUAGGUGAACCACAGCACUGUUUUAAGUUCCUUUUAAUGUAUGUAAAUACAUAUAAAAUGAUUAUUCUAGUCAUAAUAAGAAAAUGAGAAAUAUGUUUAACAAAUCAGACAUGCCUCGAAGUGUACGGGGACAAAUUUUAUCUUAUCUAUCAAACAUGUUGUGAUAGGCGCCUGCUGCAGGCUUUUUACGCCGUGGCGCCGAGUAUUGUAUAUUGACGGGCAGUUAGUGUUAUUGUUUGAUAAUAAACAUAAACAUUUCCAAGCUAUUGAAA
Messenger RNA from Thrips palmi, 2254 nucleotides. RefSeq names its product homeobox protein unc-4-like. Gene Ontology annotation, biological process: regulation of DNA-templated transcription. Gene Ontology annotation, molecular function: DNA-binding transcription factor activity, RNA polymerase II-specific; sequence-specific double-stranded DNA binding. The transcript has 5 exons. Bases 197 to 1513 code for a protein of 438 amino acids. The record is from RefSeq and is a predicted model, not a curated record. Lineage: Eukaryota; Metazoa; Arthropoda; Insecta; Thysanoptera; Thripidae.